This is a messenger RNA of Eptesicus fuscus (big brown bat), 213 nucleotides long. Its product is annotated as 60S ribosomal protein L38-like. Gene Ontology annotation, molecular function: structural constituent of ribosome. The record is from RefSeq and is a predicted model, not a curated record. Lineage: Eukaryota; Metazoa; Chordata; Mammalia; Chiroptera; Vespertilionidae. Gene Ontology annotation, biological process: protein-RNA complex assembly; translation. The transcript has a single exon. Bases 1 to 213 code for a protein of 70 amino acids. Gene Ontology annotation, cellular component: cytosolic large ribosomal subunit; ribosome.
AUGCCUCGCAAAAUUGAGGAAAUCAAGGACUUCCAGUUCACAGUCAGGAGAAAUGAUGCCAAAUCUGUCAAGAUCAAGAAAAAUGAGGAUAAUGUGAAGUUCAAAGUCCGGUGCAGCAGAUACCUUUAUACCUCGGUCAUCACAGACAAAGAGAAGGCUGAGAAGCUGAAGCAGUCCCUGCCCCCAGGUUUGGCGGUGAAGGAGCGGAAAUGA